UUUAAAUCUCUCUCUCGUCAGUUUGGAAUUGUAAUUCUCGCAAAAUGAACAUGAACUUUCAGUACAAGAAGGAUCACACCUUCGAGAAGCGGCGCAAUGAGGGCGACAAGGUGCGCCGCCGCUAUCCCGACCGGGUGCCCGUCAUCGUGGAGAAGGCACCCAAGACGCGACACCCCGAACUGGACAAGAAGAAGUACCUGGUGCCCGCCGACCUCACUGUGGGACAGUUUUACUUUCUCAUUCGCAAACGCAUCAAGCUCAGCCCCGAUGCUGCUCUCUUCUUCUUUGUGAACAAUGUGAUUCCCCCGACAUCGGCCACGAUGGGAUCGCUGUACCAGGAGCAUCGCGACAAGGACUACUUCCUGUACAUGUCCUACUCCGACGAGAACGUCUAGAUACCAUCUGUAGUAACGUUUU
Messenger RNA from Drosophila subobscura, 417 nucleotides. Its product is annotated as gamma-aminobutyric acid receptor-associated protein-like 1. Gene Ontology annotation, cellular component: cytosol; autophagosome membrane; autophagosome. Bases 45 to 395 code for a protein of 116 amino acids. The transcript has a single exon. Gene Ontology annotation, biological process: macroautophagy; autophagy of mitochondrion; cellular response to nitrogen starvation. NCBI's taxonomy places the organism in Eukaryota, Metazoa, Arthropoda, Insecta, Diptera, Drosophilidae. Gene Ontology annotation, molecular function: GABA receptor binding; ubiquitin protein ligase binding. The record is from RefSeq and is a predicted model, not a curated record.